This is a messenger RNA of Cryptomeria japonica (Japanese cedar), 874 nucleotides long. RefSeq names its product DNA-directed RNA polymerases II, IV and V subunit 6A. Lineage: Eukaryota; Viridiplantae; Streptophyta; Pinopsida; Cupressales; Cupressaceae. Gene Ontology annotation, molecular function: DNA-directed RNA polymerase activity; DNA binding. The transcript is spliced from 6 exons. Gene Ontology annotation, cellular component: nucleus; RNA polymerase I complex; RNA polymerase III complex. The record is from RefSeq and is a predicted model, not a curated record. Gene Ontology annotation, biological process: DNA-templated transcription. Bases 121 to 561 code for a protein of 146 amino acids.
CUAAUACAGCCGUGCGAAGGACCUAUAUUUACUAAUUAACAAGCCGCAUUUCUUUCAUUCUUCAUAUUUUCAGAGUUUUGAAAGAGCGUUUCUCUGCUUAAGCGCAAUACUUUGACUGCCAUGGCGGACGAAGAUUACAAUGAUUACGAGGCAGCAGAUGUUGGAUAUGAAGAAGAGCCUGUUGAGCCUGAAAUUGAGGAGGAGGUUGGAGCAGAGGAAGAUGUAAAUGAUGUCCCUGUGGACACUUUAGGAGGAGCUGAUAAAGAACCUGCAGGGGACGAUCGGCCCAGUGGCAAACCUCGGAAAACAUCAAAGUACAUGACUAAAUAUGAACGUGCUAGAAUACUCGGCACUCGAGCUUUGCAAAUAAGUAUGAAUGCACCUGUCAUGGUUGAGCUUGAAGGAGAGACUGAUCCACUGGAGAUUGCAAUGAAAGAAUUACGUGAGCGUAAGAUUCCUUUUACAAUCCGACGAUAUUUGCCUGAUGGAAGCUAUGAAGAUUGGGGUGUUGAUGAGCUUAUUGUUGAAGAUUCAUGGAAACGGCAAGUUGGUGGGGACUGAAAUGUGUUUUGGAUCUGGAAAGACAGUUAAUGCAGAGUAAUGGACAAUUCAUUGAGCAAUUUUAGUCGUUGAUUUUAAUGUGACAAAGUUUUGUGCAUUUAUAACAUCAUUUGUAGUCAAUAUCUACUUUGUUAACUGUCAAGUUAUUAGCACUGUAAAUCCUAUUACUAUAAUUUCGUGAAAAUAUCCCUGUAAAUUUACGAUGGCACUUGCAUUUUUGUUUAGAUUCACAUUGAGCAUAAUAGUUUGCAGUAAAAUCUAUCCAGAGGAGACAUACCUUGGUUUUUUGCUAAUCAAAUUUCAUUACUAUUUA